Molecule: messenger RNA, 2300 nt
Organism: Punica granatum (pomegranate)
Lineage: Eukaryota; Viridiplantae; Streptophyta; Magnoliopsida; Myrtales; Lythraceae
Source: RefSeq, a predicted model, not a curated record
UUAAAUAAUUGCUUAGCCCGUAAUCAACCUUUAGGUGGAAAAUUAUGAAUUAUAUAGUUCAAAGGUCAACGGAAAUCAAUCGAGAAGAAAGUCUCUCCGAUUCCAUUUUAUUUGCAUUUUCUUAGCCUCCAAGUUCAUCAUCCAUCUUAUUUAUCCUCCCUACUCUUCUUCCCCAAAGCACAACGAACGCAAUUGAUCACGACCAGGAAAAGGGGAAUACAACCAAAGUGAUGGCCCCUUCAGCUGUUCUCGGCCCUCCGGAACUCUACUCCCGAACCUCGGGAGUGCACUCUGCGGCUGCAACCUCUGGCGAUGCCUUUGUCGACCUGAUGGUGGUGGAGUUCAACAAAUUUUCCACACGCACCGAGCCGCCGAGGGGCUUCACUGAGAACUACUCCGCCACCUACCUCUCCUCCGGCAACCCAUGCCUCGACUUCUUCUUCCACAUCGUGCCCGACACCCCGCCCGAGUCCUUGGCCGAGCGGCUUGCCCUGGCCUGGUCCCACAAUCCCCUCACGACACUUAAACUGAUGUGCAACCUCCGCGGGGUCCGUGGGACUGGGAAGUCCGACAAGGAAGGCUUCUACAGGGCGGCGUUAUGGCUCUUUAGGAACCACCCGAGGACGCUCGCGUGCAAUGUCGGGGCCUUUGCUGAUUUUGGCUAUUUCAAGGAUCUGCUGGAGAUCCUCUACCGCCUUCUCGAGGGCCCAGAUGUGAGGCGGAUUCAAAAGGAGGAGUGGCUGCAACGCAAGGGUGGGAGAAAGAGGAGAGCAAUGUCUCUGAUGAGGCGCAGACAUUUUGCUAAACCUGGUAGGAAGAAAAAGGAGGAGUCCGAGAAAUCAAACUCUUCCAUUCCGAGGGAGGAGGAUUGUGUCGCAAAGGCAAUGGCCAGGUCGAAGCAAGAAGAAGAGAAGGCAAGAGAUCUCAGGAGGGAAAAGAAGAUCGCCAUGGCCAGAAAACUGAUCGAACGGUACAAUCGGGACAGUGAUUUCCGCUUCCUCUAUGAUAAAAUCUCUGAGCAUUUUGCCCAGUCCUUGAGGAAGGAUUUGGAGUUCCUCCACUCGGGUGAGAUAAAUAAGAUUGGGCUCGCCGCCAAGUGGUGCCCCUCGAUCGACUCUUCAUUCGACCGAUCCAUCCUCCUAUGCGAGAGCAUAGCGAAGCUAAUUUUCCAACGUGAGUCGUACCCAGAGUACGACGGCGUUGAGGAGGCACAUUACGUGUAUAGAGUCCGUGAUAGACUGAGGAAGGAGGUACUUGUGCCACUGCAAAAGGUCCUGGAACUGCCCGAAGUGUACAUGGGCGCGAAUGACUGGGGCUCAAUCCCGUACAACCGUGUCGCCUCCGUGGCGAUGAAACUUUACAAGGGCAAGUUCAUGAAGCAUGACAAGCAGCGGUUUCAGGAGUACCUGGACAUGGUGAAGUCAGGAAAGGCGAAAAUUGCUGCCGGCGCUCUGCUCCCCCACGAAAUUAUAGCAUCCCUAAAUGACGGGGAAGAAGACGUCAGGGAGGUAGCUGAGCUCCAGUGGAAGAGAAUGGUGGAUGACCUUCUAAAAUCCGGGAAGCUCGAGAAUUGUAUUGCUGUUUCUGAUGUCUCAGGUAGCAUGACGGGGAUCCCUAUGGAGGUCUCCGUUGCGCUUGGGAUCCUGGUCUCGGAGCUGAGCAAAGAUCCGUGGAAGGGGAAGGUGAUCACGUUCAGCGAGAGUCCUCAGCUCCACUUGAUCAAGGGAGAUGAUCUGGCUGCAAAGACGCAGUUCGUGAGGAACAUGGACUGGGGAGGCAGCACCAACUUUCAGAAGGUGUUUGAUCUGAUACUCGAGGUGGCAAAGAAGGGGAAGCUGAGUUCCGAUCAGAUCGUGAAGCGGGUGAUCGUGUUUAGCGACAUGGAGUUCGACCAGGCGUCACGGGACCCCUGGGAGACCGACUAUCAAGUGAUCAAGAGGAAGUUUAGGGAGGCAGGCUAUGAAGAUGCGGCUCCACAGAUUGUGUUCUGGAACCUGAGGAACUCUAGGUCCACUCCUGUGAGCGGGACACAAGAAGGGGUCGCCCUAGUCAGCGGUUUCUCGAAAAACCUGCUCAACCUUUUCUUGGACAAGGACGGGCAGAUCGACCCCGAAUUGGUCAUGCUCGAGGCGAUUUCCGGAGAGGAGUACCAGAAGCUGGUGGUGAUGGAUUGAUUGAUCCUCGAGAAGUUCUAGUAAUAAGAAAGAUCAAAUUCUGAUGUUUUCUUUUCAGAAGUUGAUGUACUCGAUCAGUUUGCAUAUAUGCUCCAAAAGGAAAAUGAGAUCAACAAAAACUUAUCA